This is a messenger RNA of Moesziomyces antarcticus, 900 nucleotides long. RefSeq names its product RWD-domain-containing protein. The record is from RefSeq and is a predicted model, not a curated record. Bases 1 to 900 code for a protein of 299 amino acids. The transcript has a single exon. NCBI's taxonomy places the organism in Eukaryota, Fungi, Basidiomycota, Ustilaginomycetes, Ustilaginales, Ustilaginaceae. Gene Ontology annotation, biological process: cytoplasmic translation. Gene Ontology annotation, molecular function: protein binding.
AUGCCGUCGCAGGAAGAAUACGAGGCGACAUUGGCGGAAGAGCUCGAGGUGCUCGAGAGCAUCUACAUCGACGAGCUCGAGAAGAUCUCUGUCGAGGAGCUGCACAUCCGCAUCGAGCCCGAAGAAGAGGUGCUUCCACUGCUCUUCUCCAUCGGCAUCGAGCCGGGCCAAGCACCAACAGAGAGCGUCGAAGAUGGCUCGCCCUCGCCCAUCGUGCUCUCGCUCCACAUCCAGUACACGCCCGACUAUCCCGAUGCACCACCCAACAUGUCGAUUCACGUGCUCCGCGAUACCAAGGGCGUUCUCGGACCUGUCGUAUCUGACGACGACGAUGCCGAAGAGGAAUCGAACUCUGACAGCCCCGGAGUCACCGAGCUCCAACAAGGCCUUGACGAAGUGGCGGCAGAAUCACUAGGCAUGGCUAUGGUCUUUACGCUCGCCUCGCAUCUUCGCGAAAGCGUCACCACGCUCGUCCAAAGACGUGUCGCCGAAAUCGAAGCCGAGGCAAGCGCCAAGCGUGAGGCUGAGAUCGAGGCCGAGGCGGAAAAGUUCCGCGGCACCGCCGUCACGCCGGAACGCUUCGCCGAGUGGCGCGUCAAGUUCCAGGCCGAGAUGGCGGAGAAGGAAAAGAAGGAAGAGGACGCCAAGAUGGCCAAGAUGUCAGCCAAGGAGAGAGAAGACUACAAGAAGGGCAAGGUCAAGCCGAGCGGAAAGCAGCUCUUCGAAAAGGGCGGCACAUUCGAGGACGACGAUGCCGUCGACGAAGAGGCACAGGAGGUCGACUGGAGCCUCUACACGCGCGAGCAGCGCGAAAGGGAGAGGAGAGAACAGGAGGAGCAACAAGAGCUCCAACAACGCACCGACGGUCUCGCUUUUGAUGACGACGAGGACGAUGCCUGA